AAGUGGCUCACUCAACCGUUGCGUGCUGACGCACCUUCGCUUCAUUGACUUCACUUGAGGUCAUCAAGCUGUGAUCAAGUGCCGCAUCUUUGGCUGUCUCGCACUUCUCGCUCGACGACACAACAAACAACCAUUUUGCAAUCGAUUCCCCUGCUACCAACGCACUUGACAUGGCCUCGCUGGAGAUGAGAGACAUGCACGACAUGGCCGAGCGCGACCGCGUAGACUCGUGGGCGACCGGCAUGUCUCGAGCCAGAUACUAUUCGACUCGCCCGCUGCGUGUCACCGAGCAGCCGGAGUUCACCUUCAGCAAUUAUUGGGGUCCACCAGGCGGUACUGCUGUGCAGGUGCUAGAUGCAAGCGCAGAGAUUUUCAAGCCAGCAGUGACAGCACCAAAAGCCAUACCAACUCCAAAGGUACUAUCCACAACCUUCAUUGCGGCUGGCAAGGCUCUCGGCAUUCCCGCACUACUUGAGGCGAUCUUAUUCGAACUGCCCGAGUGCGACCUGCUUACAGUCCAGCGGGUGUCAAAGAUGUGGCAGGCUGCAAUCGAGAAGUCGAAGGGUCUGCAAGAACGACUCUUCUUCCAAUCCGCUCCUUCCAAACACACAUUUCUGGUCACGCGUACGACAUUCGACAGCAGGGCUUUCCCGAACCGCCAUCGCUUCCGCACCCUGAUUGUCGUCCAAGACCGCGUUCCGGCUGUUACACGAAGCUCAGGAUAUCUGCGUAGUGCUGAAGUCAAGCUCAAUCCACUCGUCGGCACUCUGCUCCCCCUGCCAUGCAAAGGCGAUCUCGAUUCGCGCGCAGCACUCGGAGAACGCGUUCGAAUCCGCCCCAAGCUCCUCAACGUAUGGUUCGGCUCUACUCGCGCACCGCCAUCAGUCUGGAACAUGUACCUCACUCAACCACCCACCUCGCGCGUCACAGUCUCCAUUUUCGACGACUAUGAGCCACAACUGCCGCUCCGCAAAAUCGUCAAAAAGGCCGGAGGAGUCAAAUUUGGCGACAUUCUCGAGGCCUACGGCAUGCUGAUCAUUGCUUGGAAGACGACAGUGAGCUCCAAUUGCCCAGCACAUCUUGUCGACACCACAAUGUGCGCCUCACCGCAGCCAAACCUGUUCGUGCUUUUCGAUCCAGCGCAGGGCGAUGUUGGCAAUUCAAUCUUGAUCCCAAGUGAUCGUGACAUCAAGAUGGUUCAGGCAAGAGCUGAGUUGGCUGCUGCCGAGAAGGAGCUUUCUUGAGGCAUUGACAAGUUCUGCAUUGAGAUCAGGCUUGAGACGACGACUUGCUGUUAUCGCGCCAACUGAAAGAUUUGUGGCUUUGCUUGAGCGAAGGAGGUUGCGCCCCAGCCUCCCAACUACUUUGCUUGCUCUUGUAAUUCCAACAGUGUAUUGUGCGAGAUAGACUAGGUUGGCUUUGUUACUGG
Messenger RNA from Cercospora beticola, 1429 nucleotides. RefSeq lists its product as uncharacterized. Gene Ontology annotation, molecular function: protein binding. Lineage: Eukaryota; Fungi; Ascomycota; Dothideomycetes; Mycosphaerellales; Mycosphaerellaceae. The record is from RefSeq and is a predicted model, not a curated record.